CGAAAGCACGAUUGGACUACUACAGCAAAGAACAGCACGAGACCACCUUGGCUCGUGGCACGCAAAAAGUGUCCCGCGCUCUGGCCGGUUUGGCCGUUCGUGUACGUUCGGACCUCAGUACCACGCGGACUACGGACGGGAAACCAUCGUGUGGGAAGCCAACCAGAACGGAAAGGCUUGUCUCAGUACAAGUGUUUCUUGAAAAAAGGCACGCACAGGAACGUGUAAAUAGGUCAACCAGGUGUGCUCCUGGAAAGUGAUUAAACCUCUCCGCAAGGAAGGUGCAAUGGACUGUUAAGGGAAAGAUUGUUUCGAAAAGUGUGCAUUAUUAAAGCCUUUAAUUACUUUAAAAAAAACACACAGUACAAAGUACACAGUAGAUAAAGUUAAAUGUGCAACACAACGGAUCAAAACGGCGAUGGGAUGCACGUGGAUAUCGAAGUUCCAGAUACGGGUGCGGUGUUCACGCUAGGCAAAUCAUACCUCUACGAUGACACCGUUAAAGAGCAAACAACGCCCCAGUACGAUGGCAUCCCUCACAGCCCGCACGGCCAGCGGCCUAAAACCCCCAACGCCAAGGAUGUACCAACGCGGCAGCAGAGUUACUUUUUCGUUAAAAACGACCCGAUCGUGAAAAUUGUCUGUGGCAGUAAGCAAAGUGGCGUGAUAUGUGAAUCUGGACGACUGUUCGUGUGGGGCCACAGUGGACACGGUCAGCUUGGGCUGGGCAAAACGGAAACCGUCCAUAAACCCUCCUGCGUGCGCACGAUCAAGCGGCUCAAGGAGCGUGUCCAGUCGUUUUGCUUCGGCGGGAAUGGAUUCUGUGUCAUUCUCACUGCAUCCGGUAAGGUGUUUUACAGUGGGAAAAAUGUGUUCCCCUUCAAUGCAAAGGUAGCCUCACUGCUCGAUGCGACCACACUGCACAAAAAUCCCACCGAUAACAGUGUAUACACACCGUACCCGGUGGAGUUGCGCGAGUUCCGCCACUGUCUGGAGCAGUCACCGGAUGAUGAGUCCUUCAGCCACGUGGUAGCCGGUUUCAAUCACUUCGUACUGCUCACUACCGGUGGCAAUUGCUUCGGCUGGGGCUACAACAGUCACCAGCAGCUCGGUGGAGUGGAUUCGCUUCGCAUACUGACCCACCCGGAACGGAUCGCACUGGACGAACCGGUAGCGCACGUGCUUUGCGGCAACUACUGCACGCUGUUCGUGACCGAAGCGAACGCACUGUAUCUCGUGGGAAAGUUUCAAAAGAUCACACUCCCCGUGUUGAAACCGCUGGAAAGCUGUACCCUGCCGGACAGGGUAACCGGUGGGGAGAUUACCGGUUGGGACUGUGUCUACCUGCUGCUAGCGACGGGCCAGGUGUACCGCUCGAAUCGCGUAAAAGCGGUGGAAGAUUUACGCUUCGAACCGUUCGACCAUCUAGCGGGACUGCUGGCGGACGACGAGUACGUCACAAAGAUAGCGUCCGCAAACGAUUGCGUGUCGUUCGUCACCAGCAGCGGACGGUUGCUGACGACGUACGAUGACGACGGUCCCUUCACAGCUUCGGAUCACUUCAAGGAGCUGUCCAAAUUCCGCCACUUUAACGUCACCGACAUUGCGAGCGGUGCGGAGCAUUCGCUCGUACUGGCCUACCCGGCCGCCGAGCGGUUGGAUGUUACGCACGCCCUGGAGCUGCUGCGUAACGCCACCCCGCUACCGACCGAGCUGCAGCGCGACGCACAGCAGGCGGCAGAGUUUCUGCGCAACGAAAAGCGCCGGCUGCGGCGGGAGCACGUCGAGCGGGAAAUUUCCAAGGAUGAGUCGAUUGCGAUCGAAACCAGCGACCGGGGCGAAGCGGACGUACGGUUCAUCGACAACGGGGUAAGCAUAGCGCCGGUCACACCGAACGGGAAGCAGCACAAGCGACGCCACCAUCAUCACCAUCAGCUGAAACCGGCCGAUGCGGUCGAUGCGGACGAUGAGGCGGAUCGGUUCUCCGCCCACCGGGAUGUGGUGGCGAGGAAAACGCACACACCCAACAUUAGUCAGCUAAUCGAUUACAGUGAUGAUGAUAAUGAUAGCAUCUCGUCGCAGUCCACCUUUCACGAUGAGGAGGAAGAAAAUGGAGAAAAUGGAAGCCGUAAGGGCAAGCAGGCGUUGGAGGGCUACAGUAACGGUGUCGGCAACAGCGAUAGCAACAAUAACGCAAGGAAUGAGGACGUGCGCAAGCUGAGCCUUGGCAGCAAGCUGAACGGUAGCUUGGGCAGCACCAAAUCGAGCGACCGGAUGCGCAAGUUCUUCAAGGAGCUGAAAUCGAAAAGCAUGGACGUGUCGUGCAAAAACCCGGGCGUCGUGCUGGAUGAUGACGUAAAGUACUCCAAGAACGACCAGAUUAUCCAGGCGGAGGAUAGAGCGUCCAAGGUGUGCACACUGAUGUGAAUUUGCUGCUCACU
This is a messenger RNA of Anopheles merus, 2441 nucleotides long. RefSeq names its product X-linked retinitis pigmentosa GTPase regulator. Bases 391 to 2427 code for a protein of 678 amino acids. The transcript has 5 exons. The record is from RefSeq and is a predicted model, not a curated record. Lineage: Eukaryota; Metazoa; Arthropoda; Insecta; Diptera; Culicidae.